UCACGUUUCAGUAAACAUUUUUUUUAAAUAGCGUCGAAAAGAGGUCUGCUGCAAAAACCCUCGAAGAAGAUAAAAAAAUCAAAUUUCGCGAUCUAGGGUUCUUGGCUGCAAGAAAUGGCUGACUCUCCUCGACGAAGGUAUUCACGAUCUCCCCCCUAUGAAGCACCAUCCAGGUCAAGAUCCAGGUCAAGGUCUCGAUCUAGGUCAAGAUCCUGGUCAAGGCCAAGAGGUAGGCCAGCAUCAAGGUCAAGAUCCAGAAGUCGUGGAAGGGAAGAGGUUGUAAAUCCCGGAAAUACCCUUUAUGUAACCGGCCUCUCCACACGUGUCACACAAGAACAGCUAGAAGAACACUUUUCAAAAGAAGGAAAGGUGGCCAACUGUUUUCUUGUUGUGGAGCCUCGUUCACGUAUAUCACGUGGGUUUGCUUUUAUAACAAUGGAUACUCUUGAAGAUGCAAAUCGCUGCAUAAAGCAUCUUAACCAGUCUGUUCUUGAACAUCGCCAGAUAACUGUAGAGAGGUCGAGAAGGAAACGUCCAAGAACACCCACACCUGGACAUUACUUGGGCCUGAAAAACACUAGGGACACUGGCUAUCGUGGUGACAGAGGAGGUGGAGGAGGUGGAGGAGGGAGGUAUCGUGGUGGCUCUGGGCGGGAUGACUAUGGAUACCGGAGGUCCCCAAGGCGGUCACCACCACCGUAUAGAGGUGGCCGUGAUUACUCUCCAAGGAGGUCACCGCCACCAUACAGAGGUGGUGGUGGUGGUGGGCGGGAUUACUCUCCUAGGCGGUCACCUUACUAUGGUGGGAGAUCAAGGAGGGAGCGAACACGGUCUCCUCCUUAUUCCCCACCUUACAGGAGUCCCGAAAGGCACUAUGCUCGUCGCUAGAAUGCUUAGUUAACUUUUCAAUCCAAAUAUAUGUUGUGCUUUUUUCUUUUUUCUUUCUUUCUUUUUUUUUUUUUUUUCUAUUGUUGGUUUAAAACGGUGAAAUUGGGUCUAUCUUGUGAACUCUUAUAUAAUAUGUUGCAGACAAGACAUCUAUGUAGUCUAUGCUUAUGGUUUUAGUCUUUUA
This is a messenger RNA of Lactuca sativa (garden lettuce), 1072 nucleotides long. Its product is annotated as RNA-binding (RRM/RBD/RNP motifs) family protein. Lineage: Eukaryota; Viridiplantae; Streptophyta; Magnoliopsida; Asterales; Asteraceae. Gene Ontology annotation, molecular function: RNA binding. The record is from RefSeq and is a predicted model, not a curated record.